Molecule: messenger RNA, 522 nt
Organism: Rotaria sp. Silwood1
Lineage: Eukaryota; Metazoa; Rotifera; Eurotatoria; Philodinida; Philodinidae
Source: the annotation of a GenBank genome assembly
AUGAGAGAAGCAAUGGCUGCUUUAGAAGAAGAUCUUACUAAAGAAGCAUUUCAAGCAUUAAUUAAUAAAAAAAAAGAUUCUCAACAGAAUGGUUUCAUGCGAAUACUAACAGGACCUUCACGAUGUUGUCGUUCAUAUCGUACUCAACGACGUUUAGCAACAGUUGUUCAACGUUCAAUUGAUAUUGCUAUAAAAGAUAUACCAAUGUCUCCAAUAAAUCAUAACAUGCAAUUAUUUAAUUAUCAAAAAAUUAAUUCAAUACCUUUACAACCCAAACAAGCUGUAACAUUAGUACCGACAUCCACUCAAUUUAAACGAUUGGUUUCACAUUGUUAUAUUCAUGAUUAUGCAGCAUGGUUAGAACGACAACAAGAAUUAAUAAUGUGGCUUAAUUUGGCUAAAUUACUCAAACUACCAAUUGAAGAAAGUAAAAUAAUACAAGAAGAAUUGGAACAAAUUCGACUUCAAUACGAAUGUUUACGUGUUAUUGAACGUUUACCUCUUUCUGUGGGACCUGGCUAA